AUGGUAAGGUUUUUACAUUUUUCUUUAUUCUUUAGAUAAUAUUUUAAAUCUAAAAGAUGUAGACAGCAUGAUUGAGCUGUCUUUUAGCUAUUUGUAAUCUUUAUUCCAAGGUAUUUUGAGUUUACACCUUGUUUUAAUUAAUUUUUGACAUCAACUAUCAAGUGCAAUAUAAUUUCUUAUUUUUUAGGUGAACUUCACCGUAGACGAGAUCCGUGCCCUUAUGGACAAGAAGAAGAAUAUCCGAAACAUGUCGGUUAUUGCUCACGUCGAUCACGGAAAGUCGACUCUGACCGAUUCGCUGGUGUCAAAGGCCGGUAUUAUUGCCGGAGCCAAGGCGGGUGAGACCCGUUUCACUGAUACCCGUAAGGAUGAACAGGAUCGUUGUAUUACCAUCAAGUCUACGUGAGUUUUUCCCCAUUUUUGUUUGAUUUUAGGCUACAACAACAUCACUUGAUCUAGUGUAAUAUAAAACUCGUUUCAGUGCCAUCUCUAUGUUCUUUGAACUUGACCAGAAGGAUGUUGACUUUGUCAAGGGAGACACUCAGAUCGAGGUUGAAGGUGGAAAGAAACUUAGCGGUUUCUUGAUCAACUUGAUCGAUUCACCCGGUCACGUUGACUUCUCCUCAGAAGUAACAGCUGCUCUUCGUGUCACCGAUGGUGCUUUGGUUGUCGUUGACUGUGUCUCCGGUGAGUUGCAGUUUGUGGUCAACUUAGAUCAAGUGUAAUAUAAUUUAUCUCAAUUUCUGUUUUUUAUUUAUUUUUUUCUUUACAGGUGUGUGUGUCCAGACCGAGACCGUACUUCGUCAGGCCAUCGCUGAGCGUAUUAAGCCCAUCCUUUUCAUGAACAAGAUGGACCGUGCCUUGCUCGAGCUUCAACUUGGCCAGGAAGAACUCUUCCAAACCUUCCAACGUAUUGUUGAAAACAUCAACGUCAUUAUCGCCACAUACGGUGACGACGACGGACCAAUGGGACCCAUCAUGGUCAACCCCGCCGAAGGAAACGUCGGUUUCGGAUCAGGUCUGCACGGAUGGGCCUACACCCUCAAACAAUUCGCCGAGAUGUAUGCCUCCAAAUUCGGAAUCCAGGUCGACAAACUGAUGAAGAACUUGUGGGGAGAUCGUUUCUUCAACCAGAAGACCAAGAAGUGGAGCAAUAGCCAAGAAGAUGGAGCCGAGCGUGGUUUCUCCAAGUUCGUUCUGGCCCCAAUCUUCAAGGUCUUCGACGCCAUCAUGAACAUCAAGAAGGAUGAGGUCGCCAAGCUCAUCACCCAGCUCAACAUCAAGCUCCCAGCUGAAGAAAAAGACCUCGAAGGAAAGGCCUUGAUGAAGGUGUUCAUGAGAAAGUGGCUCCCCGCCGGAGACACUAUGCUCCAGAUGAUCUGUAUCCAUCUCCCAUCCCCAGUCACCGCCCAGAAAUACCGUAUGGAGAUGUUGUACGAAGGUCCCCAUGAUGACCCUGCCGCCAUCGCCAUCAAGACCUGCGACGCCAACGGUCCACUCAUGAUGUACGUGUCCAAGAUGGUCCCCACUUCCGAUAAGGGUCGUUUCUACGCUUUCGGUCGUGUCUUCUCCGGAAAGGUCGCCACUGGAAUGAAGGCCCGUAUCCAGGGUCCCAACUACGUGCCAGGCAAGAAGGAGGAUCUCUAUGAGAAGACCAUCCAACGGUAGGUUUUGCAAAAAGCGAUGUUAUUAACGUGUAAUGUAUUUUUACUUAUUUUUGAUUAUUUCAGUACCAUCCUCAUGAUGGGUCGUUACAUCGAGCCCAUUGAAGAUAUCCCAGCCGGAAACAUUGUCGGUCUGGUCGGAGUCGAUCAAUACCUGGUCAAGGGAGGUACCAUCACCACCUACAAGGAGGCCCACAACAUGAGAGUCAUGAAGUUCUCUGUCUCGCCCGUCGUGCGUGUCGCUGUCGAGCCCAAGAAUGCCGGAGAUCUGCCCAAGCUGGUCGAAGGUCUGAAACGUUUGGCCAAGUCCGAUCCUAUGGUCCAAUGUAUCUUCGAAGAGUCCGGAGAACACAUCGUCGCUGGUGCCGGUGAAUUGCAUUUGGAAAUCUGUUUGAAGGAUUUGGAAGAAGAUCACGCUUGCAUUCCCCUCAAGAAGUCCGACCCCGUCGUUUCCUACCGUGAAACUGUCCAAACCGAAUCCGACAUUAUGUGUCUGUCCAAGUCCCCCAACAAGCACAACCGUAUCUUCAUGAAGGCCCUCCCUAUGCCCGAUGGUAUGCCCGACGACAUCGAGUCCGGAAAGAUCGACCCCAAGGCCGAUCCCAAGGAGAGAGCCCGCAUCAUGGCCGAGAAAUACGAAUACGAUCCAACUGACGCCAGAAAGAUCUGGUGCUUCGGACCUGACGGAACUGGAGCCAAUGUUGUUAUCGAUGUGACCAAGGGAGUCCAAUACUUGAAUGAAAUCAAGGAUUCCGUCGUUGCUGGCUUCCAAUGGGCCACCAAGGAGGGAGUUCUAUGUGACGAAAACAUGAGAGGAAUCCGUUUCAACAUCCACGAUGUCACCCUCCACGCUGACGCUAUCCACAGAGGAGGUGGUCAGAUCAUCCCCACCGCUCGUCGUGUCCUGUACGCUUCCGUGUUGACCGCCGAGCCCCGUCUUUUGGAGCCCGUCUACCUGGUCGAGAUCCAGUGUCCAGAGAACGCCGUCGGAGGUAUCUAUGGUGUGCUCAACAGACGUCGUGGUCACGUUUUCGAAGAAUCCCAGGUCGCCGGUACCCCCAUGUUCGUCGUCAAGGCCUACUUGCCUGUCAAUGAAUCCUUCGGUGAGUUUUUAAUUUCAUUUUUUUGUUUUUUUAGGCUCUAUCAAGUAUAAUGUGAUUUAUGAUUUGUCUGGAGUGCAAAGGGUAAUUUGCUGUUUGCAGGUUUCACCGCUGAUCUCCGUUCCAACACCGGAGGUCAGGCCUUCCCUCAGUGCGUGUUCGACCAUUGGCAGAUCCUUCCCGGAGAUCCGUUCGACUCCAACAGCAAGCCCGGACAGGUUGUCACCGAAACCCGAAAACGUAAGGGGCUCAAAGAAGGUAUCCCCGGCCUCGACAACUUCUACGAUAAACUCUAA
Messenger RNA from Bursaphelenchus xylophilus (pine wood nematode), 3060 nucleotides. The record is from the annotation of a GenBank genome assembly. NCBI's taxonomy places the organism in Eukaryota, Metazoa, Nematoda, Chromadorea, Rhabditida, Aphelenchoididae.